Molecule: messenger RNA, 2162 nt
Organism: Clupea harengus (Atlantic herring)
Lineage: Eukaryota; Metazoa; Chordata; Actinopteri; Clupeiformes; Clupeidae
Gene: mettl4
Product: methyltransferase 4, N6-adenosine
Biological process (GO): methylation
Cellular component (GO): nucleus; cytosol
Molecular function (GO): site-specific DNA-methyltransferase (adenine-specific) activity; RNA methyltransferase activity; nucleic acid binding
Source: RefSeq, a predicted model, not a curated record
AUGCUACAUGUUUAUAGAGACAUUAUAAGGGAGGUUAACGUUACAUUAUACAAUAACUUCUAAUUCUAUUGGUAGUUCAGAUAUGGUCUCGUUUUGUAACUGCCACAAAGCUACCACAGGAGCUUGAGCCAAGAGUGUGAAGAAGUUCUGCCUGAUUGGUUGAACCCAAUAACUUCUCUACUAGCUGAAGUUGGCGAACAUUCUAGUUAAUAGUCUGGUAAAUAAGAGUAGUUGACUACGCGCAGAUGUUUGUCAGACACACCCUCCUUGGGCUAGCUACGUCAUUUAAGCGCCUUGAAACAUGGUAGUGGUAGUAGCACUAGCUAGCUAACAUGCUAUCAAUGUAUUCAAGUUACCAAUUAAUUUCCUCACAGACAUAAAGGUUUACUUUUAAAUAUAUAAGUUAAGUUAUUGUCAAAUCGAUUAUCUCCUUCAAUCCUGUCAAUGUCUGUGAUAGCGUCUGAUUGUCGCGGCUGGCUCUUGGACUCGCAGUCUUUCAUUAAUGUGAAUUACUGUAACCUUGCAAGUGAUGGUUGCAAGCAACGGGGUGCAACGUAUCGUUUUAAAAAAGAGUAUUUUUACAUUUUUAAGCCAUAUAUUACUUCUAAAACCACGCCAGAGAAUGUGGGAACGAAAACACCGGAGGAUGACCUAAGGACCCUUUGUGGUGACAAGAAGCCCCCUCAGAGGAAAGGAAGAAAACGCAAACGAGAUCUGAAUCAGGGUGAGCUUGAUUCCCAAGUCUACCAUGAAAAGAUUAGACAGCUGGUUCAAGAGGGCACUCGAUCUUUAGUGGAGGUUGGGCAAUCUCUUGGAUACCUGACAGGUUCAGCUCCUGAGGGGGCAACAAAGACGAUUACACCUCAGGAAUGUCACCUGGCGGCCAUGUGUGAUAUGGCCAAGUCAUUGCCUGUGGAUGGUUCCGUGGCCCUCCAGUCGAUCUGCGGAGAUGAAGCACUGGACUUGUUUUCGAGAGUAACAGAGAAUCCAUUUGACCACAGUUGUGAGGUGCCACUGAUGGGAGAACGCUACCUCCUUCCUGGCCGUAGCCGUUUCCUUCUCUCUGAUAUUACACGCACGCAGCCCCUCGUGAACUGUGGGGAGAAGUUUGACCUUAUUGUUCUGGAUCCACCCUGGGAGAAUAAGUCUGUCAAAAGAAGCAGUCGAUACAGCUUCCUCCCUUCCUCUCAACUCAAACAACUUCCAAUCAGUCUCAUAAGUUCACCUGAGUGUUUGGUGGUUACCUGGGUAACAAACCGCCCCAGACACCUGCGUUUUGUCAGAGAGGAGCUGUACCCUCAUUGGGGAGUGGAACUUCUUGCAGAGUGGCUUUGGGUGAAGGUUACUCAGGCUGGCGAGUUUGUGCUUCCUUUAGACUCUCCACAUAAGAAACCCUAUGAAGUUUUGGUGCUGGGGAGAUACCGCUGUGAUCAAAAUGCCACAACCAGUGCCUUGAGCCAAUGUGAGGCUCCUCUUCCAGAUCAGCGACUGAUUGUCAGCGUUCCUUCAGCUCUGCAUUCCCACAAACCCUCUCUCUCAGCUGUGCUUAAACCUUAUAUUAGACCCGAUGCCAAAUGUCUGGAGAUGUUUGCACGCAGUCUUCACUCAGGCUGGACCAGCUGGGGAAAUGAAGCUCUCAAGUUUCAACAUAUCAGCUACUUCACUAAGGAUACAACAGAUUAGUUACACCCCACAAGGCAGUGACGUUUCCUCAGUCGGCCAACUUUAGCACAAUUCAAGCAUCGGAGGAUAUCUGUAUAGAACAUUACAUAGAGGAAUGCAAUCUUUGUCAGUCAUCUCCCCUUGUGCACUGUCCUUGGGAGGUCUGUGUGAAGUGAACCAAUAAGUGAUUGAUUUGCUAAAAAAAAACAGAGUGCACGCUAGCAAGAAUGUUCAGAUACAUCUGGGCAGUACCCACUUCAUAGAGCCACAUAUCUACCGUGGAAUUAGGCCCUUCUUGUUUCACCUCUGUCUCCCUUUAGAGCCCAAGUUCUCUAUGACCAUGUCACCUUUUAAUACUUAGGAGUUUUAUACUCAUGAGUUUUGCAGCAUUGUGUAAAUAGCUUAGACAUAGUAGAUGAUGAGCUCUGUAAUGUAGCAGUCUUUCAUCUGUACUUUGUAUUGUACAAUAAAUGUGUUUUAAUUUUUUCUCAAUUUAAAAA